UCUAUUUUCAGCGCUAGCUCAGUCAGUCAAAUACCUCCCAGCUUGGAAUGACACAAACACACAAACAGCGAGACUGACUAAAGUGCUAAGAGGGCCAGAAAACAAACGCAAGGAAAUAAACUGAAUACAAUUGAAACUAAAGAGAAAAUUGUAAAACCUACUAAAGGAACCUGCUAUUAACUAUGAAUAUGGAGGAAUGGGAGAGUAUGGAACCUGAGAUGGCGUUGACAGAUUUAGAGGAGCUUCAGUGUGAAUUGCUAGAGGCCAGGGCUCAGGACGAUGAAGACGAGGUGGAGGAACUCCAAAACAGUCUGCGGGAGGUGGUCCAGGACCAGUCAGUGAAACCCAAGCUGCAGUGUUUGAUGGUGGAUCCAUCCUUCUCAAUGGUGACGGUGCAGAGUGAGGACAGCGGCAUUGUCUGGGAGACGGCCUCCAGCAGAUGUUCCACCCCCUGGGCAUCGGAAGCCAGCUACAGCUCAGACAGUUAUAGCAUGGAUGGCUCAGCCACUGGUGGUGCGCAGGGCAAAAUCACUAUAGUCUUUGAUGAGGAAAAGAUUGUGAGCAGGAGGAAGAGGACAAGAGGAAAGAGCCGACUUAGGGACAGGUUGAGGAGACCAGGGUGCUCCAGGUCUGGAUCAGAACUGGGGGUGGAGAGGCCUGAGAUGACUGAGGUCUCUGUGCCCAACAUCAGAGUGGAGAGUGCUGAGUCUGACACAGAAUCAGGGGGAGGGAAGGACAGAGAGCAAGAGCUUUUUAGUCUGAUUUCAGAGGGUUACGAGAUCCUCAACAUCAAAGUCCCAUCCAAACUGCCAACAGUGGAUGAAGAGGAGAGCACCGAGCUUAAGGACAACCUGUCCUACCUUGAGGAGACGCCCAGGAUCAGGUCCAAAUAUAGAGGUGGUACAGAGGCCGUGCUCAGGUCUGCUCAGGACUACCCAAAAUUGAUGGAGGCACCGGGGGGCAUAGAGGGAGAAGUAGUCAGAGUGUCUCAGCCUUUAAAACCCACAGAUGAACUGGGGCCUUGCAGCCGCAGGGAUGGCUUGAGAGAAAUUGAAUACUUUGAGGCAUUUACACUGCUGGAAGAGGUGAUUGUUCCUGGGAAGCAGGCUCCAGAGAUAUUACGGGAAGAGGCACAUACAAUGCCCCAGCUAGAGGGACAUAACGUGGGGCAAAAGACAGCCGCAGACAGCCUCAGUGCAACUCCAAACGAUGACUUUGUAUUUGUCACAGACAUGGAGAUUGCCAGCGAGCGUCUGGAUGAAGUGUUCUACGGGCACAAGCGUCAUGCAACCGCAGAGGAUCUGAUGAAUGAGGAAGAAAACAAAGAGGAGAUGGGGAAGAAAGGGAGAAAGGAGAGCCUAAAGUCUCUGAAGGAGUGUGGGUCAGCACUGUUCGGCAGCGAAGAAAGCAUCCUUACUCCUAUAUUCCUCUCCCCCGGACCUCCUAAGAUCAUUGACCCAGGGCUUCUAGAAGAACCAACCGCCAUGUCCUUCUUGUACUCCGACCUUUAUGAGGAUGCCAGAGGGGAGAGGAGGAGGAGUGAUGAGGAAGGCUCGGAGGCAGGGAGCCUUGUGUCAGACACAACGCUCCAUGGACACCUGUCUGACUCAGAAGAAACAGAUGGAUAUCUUGAGAAGUUUAUCCUGAAAGAUGAAACACCAUAUGUGGAAUGCAGAUCAGAAGAAGCAGAUAAUAAAAAGGAGGGAUUAAUGUUGUGGCCAGAAAGGUUUGAGCUGACUGGAUUCUUAACAAGAGUGGAUGUAGAUGAAGAAAGGGAGGGUAAAGUGUGUAAGGAGGAGGAGGUUAGGGCUGCAGAAGACCUGCAACCAAGUCGUUGUGAAGAAAAUGGCUGUGAAUCAGCAAACAAGAACCACCUGGAGCUACACUGUGUUUUUCAGGAGGCAGUUACUAAUUUAUCUGAAGUUAUUUCUAAAAUACCAAACGAAACUGAAACAGCUGAGCCCACUACAGGUUUCAUACACAAUCUUGAAGCGAAAGUUGUGAAAACUGCCCCUCAGUGGCCACUAGCACCAUCUCCUUCUGAGGAAGACAAUGGAAAGGAGGUAGAGCUUAUGAAGAGGAAUGAAAUGGAGAGUGAGGAUGAGUGGUUGUUCACGCACCUCAGGAACUUCACAGAGGUGGAGCUGCAGACUGAGGCUACGGUUACAGAAACAGAGGUGCACAGUGAGACUUCAGAAGAGCUGGAAUAUGUAAUGAUUCCGCAUCUGGUGAGAAUCGAGAAACUGGUGUCUGAGACAGAAAGACAACAUAUUUGCACAGGCCUGGAAUCUGAUCUAAACAGAGGGCAGGAGUCGGAACCGAAACGUGACAAUGAGAGCAUGGAGAGGGAGGGAGGGUUGGAGUUGGAAAAAGAAAGGGAGGCUCCAAAGUUGGAGGAGAAAGAGAAACUGGAGAGGGAGAGAGAAAGGAACAAGCUGGAGAAAGGGAGAGAGGACAAAUUGAAGCAGACACAGUUGGAUAGAGCGAGAGAAAUGGAGAGGCUCAAGGAAAGACAGGAGAGGGAGGAGAGAGACAGACAGGAGAGGGUGAUUGAAAUAGAGAAGCUAGAGGAGAGACAAGAGAAAGAAAGGGAGAUGCAAAAACUGAAUGAGGAGAAAGGGAGACAGGAGAGGGAGAGACAGUUGGAGUUGCAAAGAGAAAGGGACAGGAUGAAAGAGCAGGAGAAGAAAGAGAGACAGGAGAGAGAGGGGCAGAUGGAGUUGGAAUUGGUGAAAGAAAAAGAAAGGAAAAGACUGAAAGAGGAGAGUCAACACCGGGAGAGUGAAAGGGAGAGGGAGAUGAUGGGGGAGAAGGAGGAGAUCAGAAGACAUGAGAGGGAGAGAGAAAAUGAAAGGAAAGAGAGACAGGAGAGGGAGAAUGCUAGAAAGAAGCUGAAGGAGGGGAAACAGGAAAGAGAGGAGGAGAGAAUGGGGGGAGAGCGAGAAUGGGAGAGGCUGGAGGAGAAACAGGAGAGUGAAAGGGAGAAACAUAGGCUAAUUGAGGAGGAAAAGGAGAGACUGGAGAGGGAAAGGCAGCUGGGGUUGGUGAAAGAAAAAGAAAGGAAAGGGCUGAUGGAGGAGAGACAGGAGGGAAAAAAACAGGAGAGGGAGAGUGAGUUGGAGUUGGAAAGACAAAGGGAGAGGAUGCGGGAGGAGAAAGAGAGAAAUAGUGCUAGAGAGAAGCUGAAGGAGAGACAGGAAAGGGAGAAGGAGAGUGAGAUAGAAAGUGAGAGGCUGGAGGAGAAACAGGGAAGGGAAAGGAAGAAGCGUAGACUAAUGGAGGAUAAGGAUAGACUGGAGAGGGAGAGGGAGUUGGAGAAGCAGAGGCUGAAGGUGGAGCGACAGUUAAUGCUGGGGAGAGAAAGGGUGAGGCCAAGGAGACAGGAGGUCGAGGAGAAGAAGACACUGGAGAGGCAGAGGAUGAUGGAGUUGGAAGGGGAGAAUGUACAUGGGGAGAAAAGGAAAAGAAGAAAUCAGAUUCUAAAGGAGAGCGAGAACCCUAUUGAGGCUGACUUUGAGAUCUUUGAUGAAGAGGAGGAAAGCCAGGCCAAAGCAGUCAUUGCCCAGCUGGGGAUGGAUUGGUUCUGUCUGGGCUGUGGUUGUCUGCUUUCUGAGACUGACACACUGUCUGGAGGACACCAGGACCAUGAAGUCACCAGCGUAGAGACAGCAUUUGAAGAUAUCAGGGAAAGGCUGAGUGCCUGGAUCUCAGAGCUGCAGGAGAGAUCGGAGAAAAUUGAAGAUCUGGUGUCCGAACUGGAACUGGCCUACAACACCGUAGAGGACCAUUGCCGGAAUUGUGAGGUGGGGAUGGAGGCUCAGAAUGAGGAGAUAGUUGCUCUGGUGAUGGAGCAGUACAACACCAUGUCUCUCUGCAUAGAGGAUGAGAAGAAGGCCAAGCUGGAGCAGCUCUAUGACCAGAUUAUCUCCUUCCAGGACAGUAUAGACCAGGCGAAGGUCACAUUGGAGACCACCGCUAGAGAGGCAGAGCUAGAUCCAGACCAAGACACACAGACGUCCAAAGACAUCUACAUGAGAUUAAAAAAAGCACUACAGUCAGCCAUGUCUCUAGAACUGGGUUCUCAGGGCCUACUAGUGUUUGAAGACUAUGCCAAAGGCAACACAGCCAAUAAACAGACACAACGUAAGGGAAUCCCAGUUCCUCAGAAGCCAUCUCUGCAACAUCAGGAGUGUGGUUCUGCCAACAGCACCAGUGUGACUGUUUACUGGACAGUCAGUUCGGGAGACAUCAUAGACUGCUUUCAGGUCUACUGUAUGGAGGACCCACAAAGAGCAGUCUCAGAUGAGUACCGUGUGACAGUGAAGGAGAGUUACUGUGUUCUAGAGGAGCUUGAGCCUGACAAGGUGUAUAAAGUGUGGGUGAUGGCUGUCAAUUACACUGGCUGCUCCCUACCUAGUGAGAGACUACCCUUCAGAACUUCCCCAUCGGUGCCAAUGAUUGAUACGGAGCAGAGUACGAUACUGUGGGACUCAGCCACAUUGCGUUGGAGUGCGACCAACCAAACACAAGCAGAGAGUUACAACCUGGAAUACUGCAGACAGUAUGCUCUCGAAGGAGAAGGGCUUAGGUCUAUCUCCGGUAUCCUGGGCAGACAACAAAGGGUACUACUGCAUCCAAAUGAGAAUUACCUCUUCUACAUCAAAGCUGUCAACAAAGCCGGAGCCAGUGAACAAAGCGAGGCUGCUCUCAUAUCUACUAGGGGAACUAGGUUCCAUCUAUUGAAAGGUUCGGUUCACCCAAUCCUGAAACUAUCAGAGGACAAGACCACCAUAUACUAUCCCCUGGCCACAUACAAACAGAGAGAUGAAGCAGCUAAUGAAUGUCUGUCUGUCCUGGGUGAGUUACUACCCAUGACAGGGCAUCAUUACUGGGAGACCAUUGUGACUGAAAGUCCUGCCUACCGGGUGGGAGUUGCAUAUGGGACAGCCAACAGAGAUAGCCCACUGGGGGAGAACACCAUGUCCUGGUGUCUGCACUGUGUCCCUACACCCUCCAGUUGUCGAUUUGAGCUGCUUCAUGGCAAUGUUCUAACUGAUGUGUUCGUGGUGGAUGUGCCCUCUCGUAUUGGCACAUUUUUGGACUUCCAGAAUGGCCGUCUCUCCUUCUAUAACGCCCAGAGUGGCCAACUGCUAGGGACCCUCCCCCACUGCUUCAUGCAACCAUGCCACCCUGUAUUUGGGAUGGAGCAGCCAGGUAGCCUGAAAAUCAGCAUGACCUUAAAGGUGCCUGACUUCACAGAGUACGGCUAGCCCUAUGCAAGUUAUGUCAUGGAAGAACUUUUGGAUUUUAUAAAUAUACAAACACACACGAUAGCAUGUUUUAUGGACCCCCCUCUCCAGAAGAUAAUAGUGCUGGUAUUCUGUUGUUGUUGAUGAGGGUUGUGCCUAUAGAGCUGUAUCUGGACAUAAACUGUCUCAGUGUUAAGACAGACAUUAAUGAGAGAGGAAGAACUGUAAGUGCUUCAGCUACAUAGACUUAUUCAGAGGUUUUUGCUGUUUUAUAUCAUGUUUUGAAUUAGAGCGUGUUAUUGUUGAGAGGAAAAUGUUUAUCUGAGUUUAGUUUAUAUAUAUAUAUAUAUAUAUAUAUAUAUAUAUAUAUACACACACACAGCUCUAGAAAAAAUAAUAUGAGACACCUUCCUUUGUCUUUCCUUUCCAAAAAAAAAAAAGGAAAGUUUGGAGUGAGGAACAGAGGCGUUCAAUUUGCAGUGGUCUUUUAAUUUUCUUAUAUAUAAAGUAGUAUACAUGUAUACAAUGUAUGCCAGAAGCAUACAAGAACAAUGCCACAACAAUAUAUCGUGACAACAACACUAUAUUAAUGUAAGAGUUACGUUUCCAUUUAAGUAAUCUAACAUACACUUUUACAUAGAGUUCACAAUCAGUUUAGCCAGAAGAUUGAUGAAAGGACCCCACAUUCUUAGAAGUCUGUUGGAGUUCUAAACAGUGUACAUUUUCCAUGUUUACAGAGUUGAUCAUUUCUCACAAUGAUCUCUGGAAGCAAACCAUUUUGCUCCUUGUCAGAAGAUUUAAAAGGAGAUCAUAACCAACCAACAAAAUGUAUUUAUGUCCCAUUCUUACAAGUUCGUAGAACUAGAGCCAGAAUAGAGUCAAGGAGCCAUUUGAGGUUUAAUGGUAGUCUAUGCAUUACUUUGUAUAAUAUGACAUCUGGUAUUAAUUAGGGUGGAGAACAAAUAGUCAAGGUUGGCAUUUAUCAACAAGUUAAUCAAAUUUUCAAAAGUUACAAAAGAAAAUCUGUAAUACCGACUGUCUAACUGAUUGACAAUCAUACCACAAUAAUAUGGACAUUGCCUGAUGAUUCAUUUUAGUUCAGAUCUUGCAUCUAUGGAUGCGCUAGCCAGAUUUAGUUUGGUUUUUGUUCAUUAAUUUUCUAGUAUUUAUUCCUAUUAAGCUUCCUUCCAAGGACAUAACUCUGUUAUUCUAUAUAUUAGAUGUAGUUUAUUUUGGAAAGUGUAGUUCAAUUCAUGCAGUUCAUACAUAUCUCUGUGCUAAUUCAUGGGAGACAAUGCACGUUUUUGAAGAUGUUUAUUGUUCAUUUGCAAUUGUAAUUCAUUUAAAAGCUUGCAACAAUAAUAUGAAAUAAAUCACUUUCUGUAAAAUACUAACGACUUGACAGGCCUAUGCAUUAGGUUAUUUGCUGCUGUUAAGGAAUUUCUGAAUCUGAAUGUCUCCCAAGUAAAAGUAUAUCUAGCCAAAUUGUUUAUACUAAAACGUUAAUGAGGUUGUUAAAUACAUUUAAAUAAAAGGUUGAAUUUAUUGUAUAGCAUAUAACAAUUUACAUUAUUUCUUUCCAUUUAGUACCUCUCUUUUUGGCAUGAGUGGGUGGGGUCGACUAUUCAACGACAAAAGCUGAGGAAUUAUUGAUAGUGAAAAUAUUUGUCAUGCACAUCCCUAGUGUUAAUGUAGAUACAGCAAAUUGUAGACAGAGCUUCUCUCCAUAUAUGAUGUGAUAUAUUUCUGAGCUUGGAAUUAUAUUUCAAAUUAUAUAAUUAUAAUUAUAUAAAAAAACAUUUAAUGUUUUGGGGAUCAAUGUUGUCAGAGUUCAUAAGACAGAACUCUCUGGCUUUGUGUAACAGUGAAUAUGUUUUCAAUCUACAUCAAUAUUCUCAAAACAAAAUAAAUACAUGAAUCAAAUGUAGAUAUAUGGUCAAAAUGGCUAAUUGGUUUGUUAAAUAAAAAUGACUGCCCACAAAAAGAUGAAUAAAACAAUGUGUUUGAGACCAAGCAGACAAAUAAGAACAUAUUGUGUGUUUUAAAAAUCCCAAUAGCUGUUUUACAUUUUCUUUGCAGUCAUUUCAUCAUGAUGUAAACCACACAUACAGCUCUGGAAAAAAUUUAAAGACCACUGCACCUUUUUCUUUCCUUUCCAAAAAAGUUGGAAAGGAAGGUUUUGAAUGAGGAACAGAAGGUUGAAAAUUAAGAGACCACUCUUAAUUUUUUCCAGAUCUGUAUAUGCGUACAUAUGCGUUCAUGCAUAUUUUACCAAGAAAUGUCAAUAUUUUUCUUUUUUUUUACACAAAUAAUCCCAUUUAUUCAGUACAAAGGCUGGUUGGCUCAUAAAGUUAUAGACAUUCCUUUGGCGCAGUUAACACAAUCCCAUUUUAUUUUAAAUAGAUAUACAGAAAUAUGGAAAUGUGAAUAUAAUGGAGGACAAACAAAAUCCCCACUAAUGCAUCUGAGAAAUAAUGUGAAAUGUCAUAACAAUUAGAAAGUCCCUAUUACUUAUAUCUUUCUAAUUACUGACUUGGAAGUAUUGAGUAUAAUAUAAAGGUACCAAAAAAUGUAUCACCACUGAAAAGAGCACUGAACAAAUGGAUGGGCAAAGGGCCAGGUGCUUGUUUCAAGGUAGACCCCUGUCUGAGCAAGUGCUUGAGGUAGUCUAAGGUAUGGAAGUCAGGUAAGGCAAGGAAGGCAAGGCAGUAAUAAAACGUUUGGUAAAUGUGUCAAAACAAAUUUGCAUUGUUGUAUUUCUGUUAAAGAUACAUUUUAACACAGAUCCCCAAAUUGCUUGUACACAACUGUAAUUCAUCUUUUGUUUUUAUUUUUGUACAUUGUUUUUGCCAUAUUCGUUCCAUACAUUGUUUUAAAUAUCUUAUUUUUGUACAUUGUUUUAGCUAUAUUUUUCAUUUUGUUUCCUGCAUUACCUUCUCUUUUAUCAUCUCUCUAUCAUCUUCUCUUAUGAAAAUAGUAUAUGCAAUAAUCACAGAUUAUUAAAUGUAUAGAAAUAGAUUGCAUACAAAUAGAUACCCACCUGAAUUAUUUCGUGCCUAGAAAUAUAUUGCAUGGAACAGAUGUACCAAUUUAAGUCUAUUGUCUGAUCUAUUUCUGUAUAUGUAAUCAAUCCAAUAGGUGAAAUCCAGGUAAGAACACUUGAAAACCAGGUGAUCUAAGCUGCUGUCCUUGCAGUACAACUGUGUCACGGUGGCACAUUGAUGCCUGGGGUUCCAACCUGUAGCAAUGCUUUUCAAUUUGAAUAAGCACUGUCCUGGGUGGAUGGGUGGAAAUUUAGACAGGGCAUACUUGCCACAUUAUGCUUUAGUGACUCCUUUGAGUAAGGAUGGGUGCUGCCAUCUCAAUUGUGGUUGUCAAACCCGCAGGCACACUGUAUUAGCUAAUGUCUGGUUGAGCGAUUAGUGUGAUAUAAAUCAAAAAGCUUAUCUUGAUCAUUAACUAUUCAAUACCUACUGUGGAGUUGUUGUCAGGCAAGCUCAUAAUGGAGAAUUGGAUAUGACACAACUGAGAUGAAAGAGGAAAAUGUAUGAAAAAGUCUGUGAUAGCCCACUGAGUUGCAUGUAGAACCGAGAAGUAUAGUCAUUACUUGGAGAUGGUUUUGAGACCAUCUGUAAAGGUUUUUCAAGACUGUAUAUCUUUUCUGUUUAAAAGCAUGUUUCAACUGUAGUUCAUUAUGUAAAUACUGUUGUGUAAAUAACCUUGCAAACAGAUGUGUAGUUUAUUCUCUCUUCCAGGUGGAAUCGGGUCUGAAUGAUUGUUUUUGACUCAUUAUUGAAGGUCUUUAUGUUAGAGUCUGAUGAAGAGAUAUGUUUUUUUGUAUUUGAAAGAAGACUGAAUAAACUCUUGAAGUGA
Esox lucius (northern pike) is the source of this 9122-nucleotide messenger RNA. RefSeq names its product cardiomyopathy associated 5 (gene cmya5). Gene Ontology annotation, molecular function: protein binding. The record is from RefSeq and is a predicted model, not a curated record. The coding region runs from base 183 to 5270 and encodes 1695 amino acids. Lineage: Eukaryota; Metazoa; Chordata; Actinopteri; Esociformes; Esocidae. The transcript is spliced from 14 exons.